AUGGAGCCUUUGGUUAAACUCUUGUUGAAGGAGGUGGAAGGUACUCUUGAUUGUAUGACCGUGUUACUAUUCAUUGCGACCAUCAUCGUGUUUCUAGUUUCGUCCUUCCCUUACAAGAAACAUAUUCGGGAUUGGCAAAUUAACGAAUUCAAAGUUGCCGCAUCAGAUCACAAAAGUCUUGUUUUCUUGUUCUACUUUCUUUGUUGCGCAUCAACAACUAUCAACGAGAAUCGCGAUGAUCAGAACCAAACCAACCCGGGCCUUGUUGUUGUGUUGAGGUUUUUAAUCAAAAGUGGCUAUGCCAUGGUCUCUUUUCUGCUCUUCGACAAGAUCUGUGUUAUUUUACGUUCAAAACCACCCUUGGAAUCGACGAACAUAUGA
Eruca vesicaria subsp. sativa (arugula) is the source of this 381-nucleotide messenger RNA. Lineage: Eukaryota; Viridiplantae; Streptophyta; Magnoliopsida; Brassicales; Brassicaceae. The record is from the annotation of a GenBank genome assembly.